UACAGUGUAAAGUUUACAUAGAGAUUGUUACUUGUAUGUUGAGAAUAUUGGGAAGGUUAAACUGAAAUAUGUGGAUGUUGAAGGCGUGAAAUAUGGCACUCACUGCGGGUCAGGCCUCGACCACUAGCCACCAGCAGACCAGGAAUGGCACCAAAGUCUUUAGAAUUGUGGUGCUUGGAGAGGGUGGGGUCGGCAAGUCUGCACUUACUCUGCAGUUUGUGAGUCAUAACUUCCUGGAGUAUCAUGAUCCAACUAUUGAGGAUGCAUACCAGCAGCAAGCAGUCAUUGAUGGAGAGCCUGCACUGCUGGACAUUCUUGAUACUGCUGGACAGAUUGAAUUUACGGCAAUGCGUGACCAGUACAUGCGGUGUGGGGAGGGUUUCCUAAUUUGUUACUCUCUGACGGAUCGACGUAGUUUUGAAGAGGUUGCAGGAUACAGGAAGCUUAUUGCAAAAGUUCGUGCAGCAGACUCCAUACCAAUUGUCUUGGUUGGCAAUAAGGUAGACCUGGAUGACCCAUUGCACAGAAAGGUUUCUACAGAGGAGGGUCAAAAUCUUGCACAUUCUAUGGGCUGCCCCUUUUUUGAGACAUCUGCAGCCUUACGACACUUUGUUGAUGAUGCUUUCCACAUGCUUGUGAGAGAAAUACGAAAGAAACAAAAGGAAGCAAUUGAAGGAGCCCCUGCCUGUAGGAGUAAACCUCUGUCACGCUGGAGAAGAUUUAAAAACAUUUUUUUGUGGAUUUUCCGUCGUCCACGAUACAAGUAAGGUAAAUGUAGAUACCAGUGAGGUAGAUUGGGAGUUGAUAGGGAUCUGAUUGAUGAUAAGUGGAUCUUCCAUUACUUUUUUGAAAGUUUGUGUGUAGUACAGUACAGUUGAAGAAAACACAUCACUACUUUUAAUGCAAAGCUGAAGAAGAAAAUAUUUUCUCAGAUGAGUUUAGUAUGAACACAUACCGUACUCGUGCUUUUGCUAUUAAUGUUAGAUGAAAUACAUUAUGGAAAGAUAUCUUGCUGAUCCACAUACUGUACUACUAUUAGUAGUUAUUUUAUGUUGACUUUUACAGUGUGCUUCAAUCACCUCACUGCAAGAUGAUAUUAAUAAGAAAACACACACACACACACACAGAUGUAAUAUGAGUGCAGAAAUAAUUACUAUAGUACAUAUACUUAUGUACUGUAUACAUACAAAAUGGAAAAAUAAAUAUGUCUUGUUUUAGAAUACACUACAAGGGAAAGUUUUCACCUUUGCAUGUAUUCUUUCAAGAUGAAAUGUUGCUUUAUUGUUAUACACUUCAGUGGUCUUACUGUAUACAUUUACAGUAUGAAAUAGAGUUAAUGCUGUUACUAAGAGAUAAAUAAAUUAUCCCUUUAAAAUUAGCAGUUAAUUGAGUGAUACUGUAUAAAAGAAUAAUAAUUUGGCACAUUUUGUGUCAUUAUGUACUAUCUAACAAGAUAUUGGUGCUGUAAUUUUACUAGAUGCUUUGUAUUUUACCAUUUAGUGUACUGUAGGAUGUAUUAAUGUGUGUUACUGUGAAAUAUGCAAAUGAGUAUUAUGAGUUCAUGUUCUGCCACAUACUUAAACUCUUUGCUUAAUGGUACAAUCACUUGUUUGCUUUAGUGCUAGCAAUAAGGAUCUCCAUAGUGUAGCAAACUCCUUGUCUGUUCCCAAAUAGCAGAUAAUGUAAAUUGCUCUGAGCCUUGACACAUGGAUUAUGUAAGCUUCCAUUUAUUUGGAGUAUUGCAUUGCCUUUUAUUUCCUUUUUUUUAAUUAGAAUGGCUAGUGGAAACUGACACGUCAGAUUGAAAUACAGUUCAGUAUUUGAAGUUGUUGACAUUCAUCCCAAGCUGCAAAAACUGUUUCUAACAUUAUAUUUACAGUAGUAAUAUUUUCCAGUCUUCUGAAAUAUUUAACAAGAUAUGUGCAUGUUAACUCUUUUUGCUAAUGUAGUCUAUGAAAUUGGCAGAAAGAUGAAAUUAAAGCUGGCUGUGAAAGUGGACUCAGUCUUAGUGCUAAAAAGAAUGUCUAUCCUGUGCAAUUUGUACAGUAUUGCCAUCUCUAUGGUUUAUUUGAUAUCCAUAGUAUUUUUUAUUAGCCCAGAAUAACUCUUAAUAACAUGACCAUCUCAUCUUGGGCAUAUGAUUGUUUUGUCACUUGAAUUCAUAAUCAACCAGACAGACUAGCUGUACAGGUGAAAUGAUUUCAGUAGUCAGAGCAAAUGAUUUUGAUGGUUAUUAAUAUUCAAUUAUAUUUUAUGAGAUUGAUUGUUUUUAUUGCAUACUACAGUACUGUAUUUUCAUUUGAAUACUGUAUAGAGAUUGUAAGAUGUCAGGACACUUUGAGCUAAAUGUUUUGGUAAUGAGUAUUGAAUUUAUAGAAUUUUGGUCACUAACAUUAAUGCAUUUUAAUGAAAAUUCAUUUGAGAAAAUUUUUACAGCUAAAUUAUAUCUAAUACUGUACUUGAAGUAAGUAUAAAUAUGCUGUUUUGAAAUAGUUUAAUAGCUUGAAUUUUUAUUCUUAAAUAAAAUAUAAUCAUCACAUUCAAUUGUCAGGUAAAGGUUCAUUGAAAUCUUUUUACAUUGUCUAUGAGAUUUGAUAAUAUUACAAAAUACCUGUACAUGAAGAUACAGGUUAAGACUAAAGGAAUGAAUAGAGUAAAUACAUUGCACUAUUCUCAUA
Homarus americanus (American lobster) is the source of this 2678-nucleotide messenger RNA. It is a transcript of the gene Ric, whose product is annotated as GTP-binding protein Rit1-like. Bases 93 to 767 code for a protein of 224 amino acids. The record is from RefSeq and is a predicted model, not a curated record. Lineage: Eukaryota; Metazoa; Arthropoda; Malacostraca; Decapoda; Nephropidae. Gene Ontology annotation, molecular function: GDP binding; GTPase activity; GTP binding. Gene Ontology annotation, biological process: Ras protein signal transduction. The transcript is spliced from 5 exons. Gene Ontology annotation, cellular component: plasma membrane.